CACAGAGACCAAAGGCCCAACUGAGCGCUGACAGGAGAACUAUUCCAGCAGGGGGCAGUGUGACCCUGAGCUGCUCUGUGAACCUGUCAUCUGGUUGGAAAUACUUCUGGUACAGAGGAGAGAAAACCUCUGAACCCCUGAACACACAAGAUGCUGUCUUCAUCUCAGAUGGACAAAUCAGUGUCUCACAGGGAGGACUCUACUGGUGCAGAGGAGGAAGAGGAGACCCAGUUUACUACACAGAGGACAGUGAUCCAGUCGCCGUUACAAACAGGCCUGUUGUGACUCUGCAACCCAACUGGUCUGAAAUAUACAGAGGAGAGACGAUCACUCUGAGAUGUGAGAUCAAGGACGGAAGAGACACUGAGUGGGAGUACGAAUGGAAAACAACGAGCUCAUACAAACCUUUAAAAGACAGUGAAUACAGGAUUAGAUAUGCUUACUCAUCCCUGAGUGGAGACUACAGGUGUAAGGGCAGAAUGAAAAGUGCACAGCAGUCUUCAACAGACUGGAGUGAUCCUGUCAAAUUAACAGUAUCAUACAAUAGACCCCAGCCUGUCCUCACUGUGUCUCCAUCCUGGCUGAGUCCUGGAGCCUCAGUAACUCUGAGCUGCAGAGUUAAAGAUCCAUCUGCAGGAUGGAGGUUCUUCUGGUUUAAGGCUGUUCCCAAACUAUCAGACUACUCCUACAGCCAUGAGCUGCUACCUGGCAGCAGCAACGGGACUGAACAGGAUUCCUACAUCGUUCAUGGACAGACACACACAGCAGGAUAUAAGUGCAGAGCUGGAAGAGGAGAUCCAGUGUAUUACACUUAUUACAGUGAACCAAAGUUUGUCUGGUCUGCAGAUUUUCAUUCAUCAGCAUCUCUCACAGUGAGUCCUGACAGAGUGCAACACUUCACCUCUGACUCUGUCUCACUGAGCUGUGAGGGAAACUCUACUGAGUGGAGAGUGAGGAGGUUUACUGAGGACGACUACCCGUCAUACUCAUCAUGUCGCUCCUACUGGGGCACAAUGACUGGAUCCACAUGCAGCAUAAACAGUAACCAGCAGAGUGAUGCAGUGUACUGGUGUGAGUCUGGAUCAGGAGAGUUCAGCAACACAGUCAACAUCACUAUACAGAGUAUGGUUUCAUUAUGUUUUCUGUCUUGUAUAAAUUAUUUUUAACAUCAUAUUAUGUGUUUCAACAUACUGAAUAUUAGAUGUUGUGUACAUUUACACUGAGGAGGAUGAUGUGCUGACAUUCUGACAAGAGUUUGGCCCAUUACGGCUUCAUGGUAUCUGAGUAAUUAACCAUGAACCAAAACCUUUUAUCUAUUUACUGUAGAUUUAACAUAUUUUAUAAUACUUGAAUUUUAAUGUGAGUUUUUAAUCAUUAGUAAAUAACAUCAACAUUUAACACCUUUGUACAUAAAAAAGUUAAAAUAAGAAAAUCUCCUAUUUUGUUACAUUUUGUUGUCUUUAAUCAUUCACUUAAAAUGCUCAAGAUUUAUGUCAUUGAUUUGUUUUUUUAUUUUAAGAUUAUUACACAACAAAUAUUAUUAAAUCAGGUAGAAAAUCUGACGUCCUCUGCACUGCAGUAUAAUUCAGUCAUGUGCUGAUCAAACAGGUAAUGCCAAAUAAUUUAAAUUAAAGAAACUGACUGCACACCAGAAACUUCUGCUCUGGACCAACUUCAAACAUCUUUGGUUUUUAUUUAAAAACUGCAAACAAUAUUUCCUGACCGUGUCAAUAUUUCACCGCUGAGAUUUUUAGUGUGUGUUGCCCUUAAAACUAAAAAUUUUAACCUUCUCACUGGUAUUAUUGAUUCAGUUUCAUCCACUUUCUGUUUCAUAUGUACCCAUUAACAAAGCCAUAGACUUGACUUAUCAUCGACUGCAGUCAAACCACAAGUGUUUCCCUGAGGUUUAAACCAUUUUGUAAACCACUCCCUAAAAUCUAUACUGGCCACCAAAUCUAAUUGUUUUCAGUAACAUAGUAAGUAUUUAAUAAAACAGUGAUUUUAACCAUG
Messenger RNA from Micropterus dolomieu (smallmouth bass), 2010 nucleotides. RefSeq names its product high affinity immunoglobulin gamma Fc receptor I-like. Gene Ontology annotation, biological process: cell surface receptor signaling pathway. The record is from RefSeq and is a predicted model, not a curated record. NCBI's taxonomy places the organism in Eukaryota, Metazoa, Chordata, Actinopteri, Centrarchiformes, Centrarchidae. The transcript is spliced from 4 exons. Gene Ontology annotation, molecular function: transmembrane signaling receptor activity. The annotation marks the transcript as partial.